AUGCCGGAGGGCGUGGCCAAGGAUGGCAAAGAUGCCAAGGCGAAAGCGAAGGAAUCGCCGAAACGACGUACCAACGUCGCCAAGGUGAAAGUGGAACUGCUUGAUGGGUCGACCAUGGAAUUAGAAUCUGAUAGAAAAAUUCGUGGUCACGAGCUACUAAACAAAGUGUGCGACAGCCUCAACUUGGUGGAGAAGGACUACUUUGGACUGCUGUACGAGGACCGGGGAGACCCCCGGGUAUGGAUCGAUCUGGACAAGCGGGUUUCGAAGAUGUUAAAACACGAGCCGUGGGAGGUGCGGUUCGCAGUAAAGUUUUACCCGCCAGAGCCUGCGCAGCUGCAAGAGGAACUGACUCGGUACCAAUUGGUGCUUGCAAUUAGGAAAGAUUUGCUUGACGGUCGUCUCCCCUGCUCAGCAGUGACGCACGCCCUACUGGCCAGCUACCUCCUGCAGUCUGAACUCGGUGACUAUGAAGACACGGAGAUGGGGGCUGGUCUCUGCAAGCAGCUCAAGCUGGUGCCGCCCUCCGCUUGCACUCCUGAUCUCGAGGAGAAGGUUCUGGAACUUCACAAGACCCAUAGAGGGCAGACCCCGGCGGAGGCGGAGCUGAACUACCUGGAGAACGCCAAGAAGCUGGCCAUGUACGGUGUGGACCUGCACCCCGCCAAGGACUCGGAGAACGUCGACAUCACGCUCGGCGUCUGCUCCUCCGGUCUACUCGUGCACAGGGAGAAACUCCGUAUAAACCGUUUCGCGUGGCCCAAGAUCCUCAAGAUCAGCUACAAGCGGCACAACUUCUACGUGAAGCUCCGCCCCGGCGAGUUCGAGCAGUUCGAGUCCACCGUGGGCUUCAAGCUCGCCAACCACCGCGCCGCCAAGAAGCUGUGGAAGACUUGCGUCGAGCAUCACACAUUCUUCAGGCUGAUGUCGCCGGAGCCGGCGCCGCGCGGCGCGCUGUUCCCGCGGCUGGGCUCGCGCUUCCACUACAGCGGGCGCACGCACUACGAGUCGCGCGCCGCGCCGCCCACGCGCGCGCCGCCGCGCGUCGCGCGCACGCUCUCCGCGCGCCGCCUCUCCUCGCGCAGCGCCGACGGUACGUCUCAC
This is a messenger RNA of Brenthis ino (lesser marbled fritillary), 1104 nucleotides long. Lineage: Eukaryota; Metazoa; Arthropoda; Insecta; Lepidoptera; Nymphalidae. The record is from the annotation of a GenBank genome assembly.